AUGGGCCUCAGAGUAGCAAUUCCAAGUGGAUUCCUAAUGAUGAGAAAAAUGCAUCUGGAAAUGGAAACACUCAUGGAAAUCCGGAUCUCAAUGUUGGUGAUAUCCAAUGUCAGUGUGGAAUCUUCUUAGAGAGUUCCAGAUCAGAAAGGUUCACAUGGCUGUUUUUCUUAAUGGAUAUGGCGGAACUGUUGGGAUAGUAACCUUAGAAGAUGUGGUUGAGGAGAUUUGUUGGAGAAAUCUUUGUUGAAAAUGAUUCAAAGGAGGUGAUCCACAAGAAAACUGGCUAUAUUGUAAUGAGAGCAGAGGGAGUAUAUGAUGUUCAUGCCCAUACAUCUAUUUAUUGGCUGAGGACUUGAAUAUCGAAAUGCCAGAGGUUGCUACUUUGCAUCUUACUGAGAUCACUCCAAAAACUAUAGCUAUUCACAAUCCCAAAGAGGUGGCUGGAUUUGUGGAUAUGAUUGAAACUGUAUUAGAAAUAAAGGAUACUCAUGUUAGAGAGGUCAUGACACCCCUUGUUGAUGUGGUUGCAACUGAUGCGAGUGCAACUCUUGUUGAUUUUCACCAUCCAUGGGUGACUCACCAAUAUUCAAGGGUACCCGUUUUUGAGCAGCGUGUUGAAAAUAUAGUUGGCAUUACAGGGUACAUCAUUAAUGACCUUAAUGAGGAUCCAGAAGAAAGUUGGCUAUAUUGUAAUGAGAGCAGAGGGAGUAUAUGAUGUGCAUCAUUUAUUGGCUGAGGACUUCAAUAUCGAAAUGCCAGAGGUAUAUUAUUCUAUACCAUUACUGGUUUUCAUUGUUAUAGUGUAUAGAGCACUAAAUGGAGAAUUUAAAC
Messenger RNA from Rubroshorea leprosula, 831 nucleotides. NCBI's taxonomy places the organism in Eukaryota, Viridiplantae, Streptophyta, Magnoliopsida, Malvales, Dipterocarpaceae. The record is from the annotation of a GenBank genome assembly.